This is a messenger RNA of Effrenium voratum, 189 nucleotides long. The record is from the annotation of a GenBank genome assembly. Lineage: Eukaryota; Dinophyceae; Suessiales; Symbiodiniaceae.
GCGCUGCGGAACAAUCGCGACUUGGACCUACUGCAGGUGGCCGAGAUUGUGAAUGGCAAAGCUGUGCCCAGGGCUGUUUGCGGCAUCUUGCGGACCAGGCUGCGCCUUGCAGAGGAGGAGGAACCGAUACCUGCAAUGGUUACUCUAUUCUACAGAGCCCGCGACUAUUUGAAUGCAGAGUUUUGGGAG